AUGAGCAAGGACGCGUCUGUGCGCAUCCCCAUGUACAUCUAUGGCCUCAUGUGCAUAACCUGUCUAACAGCGACAUCUGAUCAGGGCCUGUGUUUCUAUCGACUAGUAAAUUCAGCACGAUCUGGUGUCUCCGUGUGGAUUCGAGAAUGUGGAAUGGCUCCUGUGGAGUCCUGGCUACGUUCCCUCUUCGGCCACCUCCGUGGUUGGCGUGUAGGGGGUCUUGGGUAA
Messenger RNA from Mesocestoides corti, 228 nucleotides. The record is from the annotation of a GenBank genome assembly. Lineage: Eukaryota; Metazoa; Platyhelminthes; Cestoda; Cyclophyllidea; Mesocestoididae.